CGGUUCCGUCCCCUCCCCUCCCCUCCCCUCCCCUGCCGGCAGGGCCGUGUCGCCAUCCCGGCGUGCCGCGCGCGGCGUGGGGGCUCCGCCAUCCCGCUGGGAGCCGACGGGCAGCGGACGGGGCCCUGCCCGCCGCACCGGGAGGCGGGAAGGAGGCGGACGGGGAGGGGAGGGGGCAGGAGGAGGAGGAGGAGGGGGGGGCCGCCCAACGGCCAUGCCCGCGCGCAGCCCCUGAGCGGCGCCCGGCCGCCCCUCCCCCGCGCGGACGCCCGCCCGCCCGCAGCAGCCAGCCGCCAACAUGGAGGCCGUGAACGCCUUCAACCAGGAGCUCUUUUCAUUGAUGGAGAUGAAACCUCCUAUUUCCCGAGCAAAAAUGAUUCUCAUCACAAAAGCUGCCAUUAAAGCUAUUAAGCUCUACAAACACGUUGUCCAGAUUGUAGAGAAGUUUAUCAAAAAGUGCAAACCAGAAUAUAAAGUCCCUGGAUUGUAUGUUAUUGACUCUAUUGUUCGUCAGUCUCGUCACCAGUUUGGAACGGACAAGGAUGUCUUUGGGCCAAGAUUCUCUAAAAAUAUUACUGCCACAUUCCAGUAUUUGUAUCUCUGUCCAUCUGAAGACAAGAGUAAAAUAGUCCGUGUCCUGAACCUUUGGCAGAAAAAUGGUGUUUUUAAAAUUGAGAUCAUUCAACCCCUUCUGGAUAUGGCAGCAGGAACUAGUACUGCUGCUCCAAUGACAGAAAAUGCUGCUAAUAAUGAAGGUUCACCGCCCCCUCCAGCAAAGGUUACUUCGGAGCCCCCUCAAGUCACUGCUAAUUCAGUACCGACAAUGCCACAGUUGCCCAGUUCUGAUGCCUUUGCAGCUGUAGCUCAGUUGUUUCAAACAACGCAAGGACAGCAGCUUCAGCAAAUUCUUCAGACUUUUCAGCAGCCUCAAAAACCCCAGUCACCGGUCAUAGAUAACACUGUGAUGGCUCAGGUUCAAGCUAUUACUGCUCAGUUGAAAACUACAGCAUCACAACCACCAGAACAAAAAGCUGCUUUCGCACCACCUGAGCAAAAAACAUCCUUUGACAAAAAGCUGCUAGAUCGGUUUGACUACGAUGAUGAGCCAGAAGCAGUGGAAGAUUCAAAGAAAGAAGAUUCAGCUCCUUCUCCUUCAGUUUCUCAGCCAGCUUUGACCUCUCUCUCAUUCAGUGCACAGGCUGGAUGGUGCUCAAUACCUGGUGGAUUUCCGGGAGAAGGUAUACAACAGCCAGUAUUUCCUCAACUCCCAAAUAUGGAUCCUUUUCAGCAGCGAAUGAUGGGAAUGCAACAGGAUCCAAUGCGCCACCAGGUCCCACUUCCUCCUAAUGGGCAAAUGCCAGGUUUUGGUCUUCUGCCUACCCCACAGUUUCCACCAAUGGCUCAGCCUGUGAUUCCGCCAGCAGCACCUGUGCAGCAAACUUUUCAGUCUCCUUUCCCAGUACAGAGUGAAUCACACAUGCAAAAACCACAUCAGCAGGACAUGGAAGUGGAACAGCCACCUAUUCAAGAAGGAAAACGACAUGUUUCUGACAGCAGAAAGUCAAGAUCUAGAUCUGCAUCAAGGUCACCUAAAAGGAGGCGUUCAAGAUCGGGCUCACGCUCUCGAAGGUCACGUCAUCGUCGAUCUCGAUCACGGUCCAGAGAUAGACGCCGACACUCUCCUAAGUCUCGGUCACAAGAGAGACGUGAACGUGAGAGGGAGAGAGAACGUAGAUCAAAAGGCCUUCCGCAGAUCAAAUCAGAAACUGUUAGUGUUUGUAGUACUACGCUUUGGGUAGGACAACUUGACAAAAGGACUACGCAACAGGAUGUUGGAAGUCUUUUGGAGGAGUUUGGCCCAAUUGAGUCAAUAAAUAUGAUACCGCCUAGAGGAUGUGCCUAUAUUGUAAUGGUCCACAGACAAGAUGCUUAUCGUGCCCUACAAAAGUUGAGCCGAGGCAACUUCAAAGUCAAUCAGAAAUCUAUAAAGAUUGCAUGGGCUUUGAAUAAGGGAAUAAAGCCAGAUUACAAGCAGUAUUGGGAUGUAGAAUUAGGUGUUACUUACAUACCAUGGGACAAAGUGAAACCUGAAGAUCUUGAAAGUUUCUGUGAAGGAGGAAUGUUGGACAAUGAAACUCUUAGUCCAGAGUGGAAGGGGAUUCCCAAGAAGUCUGAAAAUGAAGUAGCUCAAAAUGGAGGUGCAGAAGCUACACAUAAUGAACCGGUGUCACCUAUACCUAAAGCUUUACCUGUUCCAAUUCCCGUUCCCAUGCCUGCACCAAUUACAGUACCUCCUCCACAGGUUCCACCACAUCCAUCAGGUCCUCCUGUGGUUGGUGCGCUCCAACCUCCUGCUUUCACAGCGCCUUUAGGAAUCCCGCCUCCUGGAUUUGCUCCUGGCGUGCCACCGCCACCACCACCUCCAUUUUUACGACCUGGUUUUAACCCAAUGCAUUUACCUCCAGGCUUCCUUCCUCCUGGACCACCACCACCUAUAACUCCCCCAGUAUCUGUUCCUCACACUCCAGCAGUAAACAUCCCAAACUGUAAGUGUUUAAACCUUGAACAAGCAGCAGUAGAAGGAAGGUAUCAUGCAAGCAGAGAAGCUGAUGUAUUUUUUAAUAUGCCAAUGCCUUGUUCCUUAGCUACAGCAGCUGGAGUCAAUGAAGACACUACAAAAGAUGCAUCUGUAGGAAAUCCCAUCCCAACAGUGGUUUCUGGAUCCAGAGGAAAUGCUGAAACUAGUGAUAGUUCCAAAAUAUAUGGGACUGUUCCGCCUCCCGUAGCACCUACUAAUGUACCUGCUCCUGUCACCCAAGCUAUUCCGCUUCUUGGCACCCAAGGCGUCGCGCCACCCCCACCCGCCCCUGUUGUUGGGUUGCAGACUCCAUCCACCGGCCUCCUGGGCGCGCGGCCCGGUUUGAUACCACUCCAGCGACCGCCAGGGAUGCCCCCGCCGCCCCUGCAGCGCUUCCCCCUGAUGCCGCCGCGCCACAUGCCUCCCCACAUGAUGCACAGAGGGCCCCCUCCGGGGCCGGGGGGCUUCGGGAUGCCUCCUCCUCACGGGAUGAAAACCCCCUUCCCGCCGCCGGGCCACUUUGUGAGGCCCGGGGGGAUGCCGGGCAGCGGAGGGCCGGGCGGACCUGAGGAUAAUCGAGACGGGAGGCAGUUCAGGAACGACAGGCAGACGUUCACUCCCAACAGAGACCAGGAGAGGUUCGGAAGGAGAUCUUUUGGGAAUCGGGUAGAGAACGAUCGCGAGCGCUACGGCAACCGCAAUGAUGACAGAGAUCACGAGCGACUCGGUAAUCGGGAAAGGAGAGAGUGGGGAAGAAGAAGCCCCGAGCGCGAUAGGCAUAGAGACUUGGAGGACAGAAAUAGGCGGUCCAGUGGACAUCGAGACAGAGAGAGAGAUUCUAGAGAUAGGGAGUCUCGUAGAGACAAGGAAGAGAACCGAGGCAAGGAGAAAGCCGAGAUGACAGACAGGGCAGAUGGCGACAAAAACCAUGAAUCUCAUGGUGGCAAAAUGGAGGACGCAGACAUUGUUUCAGAACUUCCUAAAGGAGAGUCUGAACCUUCAGGUGUAAAACCUGACGAAGCGUUAACAUCUGAGGCUACCUCAUCUGUGGAACAAGCUGAAAAGGAUAUGGGCUCAGUUGCCGAGGCUCCUCGUUAGAGACUGGAAUUUGUCAGUGACAUUUGUGGGAGUGUAGAGCUUUAGAGUUGUACAGUUUGCUGUAUUAUAUUUGCUUCUGCUUAUAUCACAGCCCCUCAGUAGUCGGUGGGGAAUUGUAAGCAAUUUGAUUGCUUCCCUUCUAUUUAAAAUAGCCACAACAUAACACAAAAAUACUGAAGAUAUGAUUAAAAUAUUACCCAUUUUUGCUGUAACUUUUUUAAAGUUUUGACUUUAAAAAGUUUACAAAUCAGAAGUAGAAGUGCUUUCUAUUUUUUUUUUAAUUUAAGAAAAGGUAACGGUGAAAGCUCCUCAAAACAAUAGGGAUGUGUUUUUAAUAAACUCUAUUUUCGUAACAAA
This is a messenger RNA of Cygnus olor (mute swan), 4033 nucleotides long. RefSeq names its product SR-related CTD associated factor 4 (gene SCAF4). The transcript is spliced from 20 exons. Gene Ontology annotation, cellular component: nucleus. Lineage: Eukaryota; Metazoa; Chordata; Aves; Anseriformes; Anatidae. Gene Ontology annotation, molecular function: RNA binding; RNA polymerase II C-terminal domain phosphoserine binding. Gene Ontology annotation, biological process: negative regulation of termination of RNA polymerase II transcription, poly(A)-coupled. The record is from RefSeq and is a predicted model, not a curated record. Bases 299 to 3676 code for a protein of 1125 amino acids.